CGGAGGAGCCGGAGCGGAGCGAGUGGGGCUCUGGGCGCGAGCGGCCGGCGGCGCACCCCAGGCCCGAGCUCUGCCGCGCCCGCUCAGGUCCUGCGCUCCGCCUGCCCAGACCCACCGGAGCCCCUGCCCCGGCCGGGCCGACCCCCGCCGCCCCGCGCCCGCCGCAGCCCGGCCCGCCGAGCCCCCGCGUCCUCCCGCCGCAGCCCCAGCCCCAGCCCGGCCCCGCAGCCAGGCCGCCAGGAUGGACGUGUUCAUGAAGGGCCUGUCCAUGGCCAAGGAGGGCGUCGUGGCCGCCGCGGAGAAAACCAAGCAGGGGGUCACGGAGGCGGCGGAGAAGACCAAGGAGGGCGUCCUCUACGUCGGAAACAAGACCAGAGAAGGGGUGGUACAAGGAGUCACCUCAGUGGCUGAGAAAACCAAGGAGCAGGCGUCACACCUGGGAGGAGCGAUGUUCUCCGGGGCUGGGAACAUCGCGGCAGCCACUGGCCUGGUGAAGAAGGAGGAAUUCCCCACUGACCUGAAGCCUGAGGAGGUGGCCCAGGAAGCUGCUGAGGAGCCACUGAUAGAGCCCCUGAUGGAGCCAGAAGGAGAGAGCUAUGAGGACUCGCCCCAGGAGGAGUAUCAGGAGUAUGAGCCAGAGGCCUAAGGGGCCAGGAGGGCCCCCCACCAGCAGCACAAUUCCUUCCUGAUCCCUGCCUCACCUCCCAGAGCCAGGGCUGACCUUCAACCCCUGCCCCCCAAAUACGAGAUCUUCCUACACUCCAAGGCGCCCGCUGGGAGCCUGUGUUAGUAUCUGUCCAUCUGUCUGUCCUACCCGCCGGCAUCCAACCCCGGGGCCUGGACAGGGCCUGGCCUGCGGACGACCAUGGGAGCCUCGCCGCCCCACCUGUGUUGUCCUGCCCGCCCCAUCCCGUCCAGUGUCUGCGCGGAUGUAGCAUGUUCUGUGUGUUUUUAAACCAAGAUCCGAAGGCGACGGCGCCCUGCCCUACCCCCACAGAGUCUCUCCGAGCGGCCCCUCCAGAAUCCCCCACUCCACUCCCACGCCCGCCCCAAAACCUUUUUUAUUUUUAACCAAAACCGGGAGUCAGGCUGUGCCAUACCCCUCCCCCAGCCGAUCCGGUCCAAGCUCGGGCGUUGUGUGUGUCGUGAUCGUGGCAUGGAGAGUCCCCCAACCCCGUGUGAGCGUGUUCCGGGCGGGCGGCCCAGCCGCCCCCUCCGUGUCCAUGAAUAAAGUCACUCUGUCUGUA
This is a messenger RNA of Pipistrellus kuhlii (Kuhl's pipistrelle), 1247 nucleotides long. RefSeq names its product synuclein beta (gene SNCB). Gene Ontology annotation, cellular component: cytoplasm; axon terminus; neuronal cell body. NCBI's taxonomy places the organism in Eukaryota, Metazoa, Chordata, Mammalia, Chiroptera, Vespertilionidae. Bases 242 to 646 code for a protein of 134 amino acids. The transcript is spliced from 6 exons. Gene Ontology annotation, biological process: synapse organization; synaptic vesicle endocytosis; chemical synaptic transmission. The record is from RefSeq and is a predicted model, not a curated record. Gene Ontology annotation, molecular function: cuprous ion binding.